This is a messenger RNA of Rhagoletis zephyria (snowberry fruit fly), 458 nucleotides long. Its product is annotated as piggyBac transposable element-derived protein 1-like. Lineage: Eukaryota; Metazoa; Arthropoda; Insecta; Diptera; Tephritidae. The record is from RefSeq and is a predicted model, not a curated record. Gene Ontology annotation, molecular function: sequence-specific DNA binding.
AUGCCACCACCACCAAAGCGUUCUCGACUAGAUCCAACUUCCACGGCUCCAUCUUUGAAAUGGACUAAACGCGUACCGAAAUUCGAAAAAUUGCCUGUUGAUACUUCAGCAGUGGCAUAUAAAAAGUUGCACUCAAAAAUAGGCGAGUUUUCCCCAGCUGAACUAUGGAAAUGCUUUGUAGAUGAUGAAGUGCUGAAGCUUAUUACCGAUCAUGCUAAUCAAUAUGCACAUGAACGUAACGCUGUCAAUUUCAUUGUAACGGCAGAGGAAAUGCAAACAUUUAUUGGCAUAUUGUAUAUCACUGGGUACAAUCGUUUGCCCAACAUGAACGCUUAUUGGGCAACUCGGAAAUCUGUUGGAAAUAUGUGUAUCAAAGAUGCCAUGAGCCGCACAAGAUUCAAACUAGUAAAAUCAUUUAUUCAUGUAUGCGAUAACAUAAAUCUGGAUAAGGCUGACAA